Messenger RNA from Arabidopsis arenosa, 680 nucleotides. NCBI's taxonomy places the organism in Eukaryota, Viridiplantae, Streptophyta, Magnoliopsida, Brassicales, Brassicaceae. The record is from the annotation of a GenBank genome assembly.
AAAAUCGAAACCUAGGGUUUACUCAAUCCAUGGAGGAUCCCAGUUUGAGCACCGAGCCCGAGAUGAUGGAUCUCUCUUCGUCUUGUGGAAAACGCAAGGCCGAAACGAUUUCACCGGAUGAAGGAUGCGAGGAAGAGGAGAGAAACAGUGAAAGCGAUGACCAGGUUUGGGGUUUUGAUAGUUUCGAAGGCUCAGACUAUGAGUCGCCUGAUGAGCCUCCCGAGGAUGAAGAGGAACUUGAGUUACGUCGAUACACGCGCCAUUACCACGAGAGCCAGGGUUUCAAAGUGGAUAAAGAUAAGAUGCCUAAAUAUCUUACUUACGGAUUACGCGGUCUCGAUCUGGAUGCCCACUUCUUCAAGCCAAACCUCACGGGGCGUGAGUACAUGACGAUUAUGGCCAAUGUGGCUAUUGCCAAAUACAACCAAGUAGAGAAUAAGACUGUUACGCUUGAUCAUAUCGUGAGGGUCGUGGUGCAAAUGAGCUACGGAAUCAAAGCGUAUAUUACUUUCAUGGCUAAGGAGUCUCCAGCUCAUGGAGAGCUUGUGGAGUAUCAAGCUAAGGCUGAGCGCAAGGCAUGGCAAAGAAACAUUCAUCCCAUCUUUUGCAGACCAGCUCCCUCUUAAUUUUAAGGAUUGAUGGUGUGGUUGGGCGUUCCCAAUGCCCAGGCCAGGUAGAUU